AGAUAACAAUUUUACGUUAUUAACCCUCGGCGUGCAUGCGCAGCGAGGGUUACGGUGAGGAUGAGUUGAGUGGGUCAGAAGGCUCGGAGAUGGCGGCUGAGUUGGAGGAGAAGGAGGCCAUUGCUCUGCAGCAGAGAAUGACCGCUGCCAUCAGCGAGGCAGACUUCAUGGCUCCAACCCUACCUGAAGAGGAUGGGGAGCAGGAAGAUGGAGCAGAGAAGGAGGAACAUGUGGCGCAGGAUUUCUCAAAGAUGUCACGAGAAGACAAGUUGGCACUGCUAGAGAAGGAUUCCCCAGAGCUAUUCGAUCUUCUGGAGGACUUUGACUUCAACAUGUCGGAGACAGUGGAACUGCUCGGAUUCCAGUCCAGAGUGGCCAAAGACUCGCCUACCUUCACUGACGAGGGAAGAGAAUAUUUGGACUGCAAGCUGCAUCUCGAUCUUCUGUAUUGCAUGAACAUAAUGUUCUACCUCUACCUGAAAGCGUCAGGUCUGCCUGUCAAAACUCAUCCAGUCAUCCAGCGCAUAGUUCAAAUCAAAAAGAUGAUUGGUCAGUUGGAGCCACUGGCCAGUGAAAUGCAAGGACAGAUCGAGGCUCUUUUAUCCUCUCUGAAUUCUGAAACACCAGAGGAAAAUCCAGCUAUGGACCAAUAUUCAGCCGUGGAAGAUGGUGUUAGUAAAAAGCCACGAAAGAGAAAACAAGGAGUGAGAGAAACGGAAAUUGAAACCAAGAUCAAAUCCGUGAAGAAGAAAAGUGCCAAAAUUUCUGGGGCGAGUGUCCAGUCUGGGUUAGUUGAAGAGGAUCCACUGGAUUACUAUGACAGGGUUUUGGAAGAGAAGAAGAGAAAGAGAGAGCAGAGAACGGAGAGAAGAAGAAAGGAAGAGGGCAGAGGGAGAGAAGGAAGCCGACCUUGAUGAGGGAGAAGAUGGAAAAAGAGCCGUCACUUACCAGAUAUCUCGCAAUAGAGGGCUGAUUCCACAGAGGAAGAAAGAGCUGAGAAAUCCUCGAGUGAAGCAUAGGAACAAGUUCAGAAAGGCCUUGAUCAAGCAUAAGGGCCAGGUGCGUGAGGUAAUGAAGGAGCUCCAUCGCUACGGAGGUGAAUCCUCUGGCAUCAGAGCCAACGUCUCACACAGCAUCAAAAUCAAAUGAGCCAACUUUGGGCCCUUCCGUAACCUUGAACACGGUUUCCCUGCACACGCGGAUGUACUCAUAAGUCAUAAAACACUUCCAUAAUAUCUUCUUUUUCACGUGUAAGAGAGUGUUGCUACAUCGUAAGGGUGUCUGUUUAUGUCUUGCCCUGAUUCCAUGUCGGCCUCGGUCUGCAGUCCAUUCCGCAGUACCUGUUCCAUUCCAUCAGACAACAUGAAAGUAGGUCUGGUUCCGGUAUUUCCAUUUCGGUGGAACGGAUUAGCGACAGAGUAGAUUUUGAGAUCUCUGAUACCAAACUGGUUCCAUUCUGGAGACGGCUGUCUCAGAACGAGACGGAGACUAAUUACUUUCUCCAGCGAGGCUAGGAAGUGGGCUUUAUUUAGGACAACCAAGCUCUGGCUGCCUCGUUCACAGUGGCAGUUUGGCAUCAGUUGAACCCUUUCUAUUCCUGUUCUCCAUUCCUUUUGAGUUGGGUGGUCGGAUUUCAAAUUUGAAAUCUGCUCAGAGAGCCGGCUACAGUACUUGAGUGUGAGGGUAUGAGUGUAGUAGUUUUGGAACGAGAUGCACCCUACGACCUCUGGAAUGGAGGAACGGAAUUCCACGUCCACCACCUGACAACCUGAUGGUCUGGUCUCAUUCCCAGAGUUUGGUACUGAACCUGGACCCUGCCGAGCCCAGCCCCUCUGUCCUGAUGUAAUACAUCAUCACAGAAAGAUGAA
Molecule: messenger RNA, 1868 nt
Organism: Geodia barretti
Lineage: Eukaryota; Metazoa; Porifera; Demospongiae; Tetractinellida; Geodiidae
Source: the annotation of a GenBank genome assembly